GAAACCUACCAGCGAAUCAGCCCAGAAAACAGGCAUAAAGAAGCUUGUGAGGCCUGCCGAAUUGUCACCGGUUUGAUGAAAAAUCGACUGUCGCAGUCGAGUUACCAGCAAGCAAUCGUCAGUAACUUUAAAGCGCUAUGUCGGUUGCUGGGACACAACGCUUCCCGUAUGUCGACGUGGAACAGUCUGAUUGACACGUAUAUGCCUUAUGUGCUGGAGGACAUUUUCGCGCUGGCCAUCGAACCGGAAGAAUUUUGCAAGUGUCUCGAGUUCGUCGAUAGUCGGACAUUUGACAUACCUGCUGACCUUUCCAUUAAAGAUUUUGACUAUGAGAUUUGUAACGGGACUGAUUUUGAAGUUGAACCUCACUGCUCACAGCUGGAUGGAGAGGACACGAGGUUCCUGAAUCGUGCCGACCCUCAUGCCGAGCCAGAAAUGUGGCCAUCGCAUUUCGGGGCACCGGAAAUGAUUCUCUGCCAACAGAAUGUCUGGUUUGGCUUUGACGUGGCGAGCUGCAGUUUACUGAUGGCUACUUCAAGCAAGUAUCCUCUGUGA
This is a messenger RNA of Soboliphyme baturini, 555 nucleotides long. Lineage: Eukaryota; Metazoa; Nematoda; Enoplea; Dioctophymatida; Soboliphymatidae. The record is from the annotation of a GenBank genome assembly.